CAUUGCAGGGGAGUAGCAGUGUCACUGAGGGGGGGGGGGCAAGCCGCCGCGAUGCCAGGUGAUGGGCGACGCAGCUGGCAGCGACGGUUGGAGGGGGGCUGAGCCCCUCACGCUGUGGCUGCCAUGGAGGUGCUGCUGGCUGUCGCUCUGCUCCUGCUCCUGCCCCCUGGCAGGGCCACCGGACCGCUGCCCACGCUGGCCCCGCCGCUGAGCAUGAUGGUGGCCGGGCAACGCCGGCGGCUGGUGGUCUGCGUGGUGAGCGACCUGGCCCCAGGCUCCGGCCACGCCGUCUGGAUCUCCGGUGGGAACGGCAGCACCCUGCAGUCUUUCACCUACGGGGCCUCCCAGGAGGACGGUGGCACCGUCUGCACCGUCUCCCUCCUCCCCGACGACCCCCCGGCCGAGGGGGAUCUCGCCUGCCACGUCGGACCCAACACAACCUCCCCGGCCCACAGCUCCAGCCCCGUCCGCGUCACGGGUACGGCCCCGCAGCCACCCUUUCUGCCCGUCUUGCUUGCUCCCCGCUGUCCCAGCGGUCCCCGGGGAUGGGGGCCGGCGGGGAGCAGGUGCGAGGUCCCCCUUCCCUGGCCGACGUCGGGGCGCGCAGGAAGGGGUUUGCGGCCGGCCCUGCCGCACACCUGGCACCGGGUGGCCGCUGUCGCCUCCCCAGCUGCUCUCUCAUCCCACAGGCGACGAAGAAGCGGCAGAGCCGUGUCCCGGCAGCACGGCUGUGCCGCUGGCCCGUGCCUCGGCAGCCCUGCUCGUGGCCGUCCGCGUGGUGCUGCUGAAAGUCGCGCUCUCCGACGCUCUCCUCACCUCCAUCCUCCUGGCCCAGAGCUGAGGGUCCCGGGACGGAGGGGGAGGCGCGGAGCUUGGCAGCAAAGAAAAAAGGAAGAAAUGAAACUCCGCAGCUCUGUGCAAAGCUUUCCCUGCCAGGGAAGUGGCUGUGGAGACGCUGAUGGCCGAGCUGUGCCGUGGCACCUGCAUAACCCCAGAGAAACAUCAUAGCGAGCACUGACCGCGUGCCGCUCCUCUUCCU
Aquila chrysaetos chrysaetos is the source of this 1039-nucleotide messenger RNA. It is a transcript of the gene PTCRA, whose product is annotated as pre T cell antigen receptor alpha. Lineage: Eukaryota; Metazoa; Chordata; Aves; Accipitriformes; Accipitridae. The record is from RefSeq and is a predicted model, not a curated record. The transcript has 4 exons. The coding region runs from base 124 to 1008 and encodes 294 amino acids.